Limulus polyphemus (Atlantic horseshoe crab) is the source of this 1116-nucleotide messenger RNA. RefSeq names its product protein lin-52 homolog (gene lin-52). Gene Ontology annotation, cellular component: DRM complex. Gene Ontology annotation, biological process: regulation of DNA-templated transcription. Bases 349 to 672 code for a protein of 107 amino acids. The transcript is spliced from 6 exons. Lineage: Eukaryota; Metazoa; Arthropoda; Merostomata; Xiphosura; Limulidae. The record is from RefSeq and is a predicted model, not a curated record.
GGAGGUAAAUUUGCUACACUCUUAUUGAGUGCUAUUAGAAUGUAAUGAUAUUGUUAAACAUUGAUUAGUAAAGACUUGGUAACAGAAAAACCGUGACUUUUAAAUUUCAAAACUGUUAGUGUUAUAAAGUUACAUUCCAAAGAUUUAUUUUAAACCGUACUGACAACUGUGAUUUGAACGUUGCACUUUUGUAGGUGUUACUGUUAGUACUGCUAGUAGAGUAUUAGUACUGCUAUUACUAAUUGCUCACUAUUACUAUUAGUUACGAAGUAACAUACUGUAGUGUAGGCAUAGCGUUACACUACAUUUGUCUUCAGUAUAUUGGAACUUAGUAACAGUGAAGAGAAUAUGGAGCCUUCCCUGUUAAGUCAGGAAAAACUUGACCGAUCAUCACCUGAACUAUGGCCAGAACAAAUUCCAGGUGUUUCAGAAUUUGCAGCUCUAACUUCACCUGUUAGUGGAGAAAACUCUCAACCAGAAUGGAAGGACAUAGAUCAAGAAGACGUGUACAUGAUGCAAGGGUUUGGAAGUCUGACUGCAGCAGCUCUGAUAGAGAAAGUCAAGGCUUUACAAAACUUGGCUUACCAACUGGGUGUUGAAGAAGCACGAGAGAUGACUCGAGGAAGAUUUCUUAACAUCUUGGAACGAAAGAAACCCCAACGAAGAAAAUAGGUUUUCUGUUUAUUCUUUCUGAAACUUCAUGCCAUCAUUACAAUUUUAACAUAUCUAGUAAAGGUUUUUAUGUAUUGACUAAGGUUUUACUAUUGUGUUUGAUUUAAAUUGAAACUAAAGAAUGUUUUAAAUACUUCAAAAUUUCUUCACAUGAUACAAUGUGUUAUUUCUUUCUAACUGAAUACAAAGUUUUGAAAAAAAAUCUGGGUGUUCAUUAUUGUUUCUAAUCCUUAUUUACCAUACUGUAAAGGUUGAUACCUCUAGACAAGAAGUUAAAAAAUCAAAGCUAAAUUUAAAAAUGACAUUUAAUUGUUAUGAGUAAAUGAAAGUUGUCAUGUCGCUUGUGAAGUCUUCUGAAAUUUGCAGUGCACAUUGUAUUGUUACUGGUACAGUUAUCUCACAGACUCUUGAAUCAUUUUGAUGUUUAGUAGUGUGUAAGGAAGA